This is a messenger RNA of Penaeus indicus, 1506 nucleotides long. RefSeq names its product UDP-glycosyltransferase UGT5-like. The record is from RefSeq and is a predicted model, not a curated record. Gene Ontology annotation, molecular function: UDP-glycosyltransferase activity. The annotation marks the transcript as partial. The transcript is spliced from 2 exons. NCBI's taxonomy places the organism in Eukaryota, Metazoa, Arthropoda, Malacostraca, Decapoda, Penaeidae.
CAGGCCGCCUGGGCCGCGCGCCCCGACCUGGUGCUGCUGCCCGCCUUCAUGAACGAGUGCGGCCUGGCCUUCGUGCACAAGUUCAAGGCGCCCUUCAUCUACGUCACCACUUCCGGCCUGACGCCGUGGACGGCCGACCUGCUGGGCAACCCCGAGAACCCCGCCUACGUGCCCAACCAGUACCUGCCCUACGACGCCCACAUGACGCUGUGGCAGCGCACACUGAACACCCUCGUCAGGUUCGUCAGCCCGUACCUCCGGAGCCAGCUGGUGCUGAACCGCCUCGAGGGCGUGGUCCAGCGGUUCCUGGGCGACCCCACAGUGUCCCUGUCCGAGGUGGAGAAGAACGUGUCGCUGGUGCUGGUCAACUCGCACUACUCGCUGGGGCAUCCCCGCCCGCUGCUGCCCAACGUGGUGGAGGUGGGCGCCAUGCACUGCCGGCCCGCCCGCGCCCUCCAGGACGCCCAGCUGCGCCGCUUCCUGGACGCCUCCGACGCGCCCGCAGUCUUCUUCAGUCUGGGCUCUGCCAUCCGCAGCGAGCAGCUGCCGGUGCCCGUGCGGGACACCCUGGUGCGGGCCUUCGCACGCCUGCCGUACCGCGUGCUGUGGAAGUGGGAGGGCGCCGCCGUGCCCGGCCUGUCGCCCAACGUGCUGACCCGCCCCUGGUUCCCCCAGCAGGACGUGCUGGGCCACGAGCGCGUGCGCGCUUUCCUCACGCACGGCGGCCUGUCGUCCAUGCAGGAGGCCGUGUACCACGGCGUGCCCGUCGUCGGCCUGCCGCUCAUGAGCGACCAGCACCUGAACGUGCGCCAGGCGGUGACCCUCGGCCUGGGGCGCGAGCUCACCCUCGAGACCUUGACGGAGGACGACCUGGUGGAGGCCCUCACGGCCGUGGUGGAGGACGACGGCUUCCGCACGCGCGUGCGCACGCGCUCGCUCAUGCUGCGCGACCAGGAGACUACGCCCCUGGAGCGCGCCGUGUACUGGAGCGAGCACGUGAUGCGCUACGGCGGCGCCCCGCACCUGCAGUCCGCCGCGGCCUCCAUGCCGCUCUACCAGUACCUCCUGCUGGACGUGGUCGCCGUGCUGGCCGUCGCCGCCGUCGCCUUGCUCCUGCUGCUGCGCUGGGCCGCCGUGGCUCUCGCGCGCGCCGCCCUCAGGGCGUCCAAGCGGUUUGCAGGCAGGGCUCUGCGAGUCCUGUGGAGCCACGCCAAACUGGAGUAGCUCCUUCCGCCCGUGGAGGGAACACAGAUCUCAAGCCGCACCUCAUUCGCUUUCCACCUCCGCCGACGUCACCCACAAAUCACCUGUAAAUACUGUCAUAAAUGACAUUCCACCAUUAGGCAUCACACUCCUGUCGUCCUGUAUGAUGAUCCUGAUAUCUCAUUCCGCAGCCUCCAUCUGCAUCCUCAUCACCAGCUCCUGUUGUCACCACAUCAUUAUUUCAUACCGAUAGGAUAUUUUUGUACGUUUUAUAAGUAUGCAUGAAUAUAUUCUCAACUAUGA